AGAGACAGAGAAUAAAUAGAGACACGUGAGGACAGAGACAGAGAAUAAAUAGAGACACGUGAGGACAGAGACACAAGAUGAAAAUGAAGGGACGGAUGAGUUGAAGGCUGCGCGUAAAGACAGAAACUGGGAGAAACUUCGCGCUUCGGCAGGGAAAGAAAAAAGGGAAUCAGCAGUAGGUGAGAUUUUCCUUUUCCUCCCGCUGCAGCAUGGAGGAGUCCGGAGGGUCUCUCGCUCUGGCCAAAUCAGCUGCUCAGAAACUUUCCGAGAGGACAAAGCAGCUCGGCGGGGCGGUGCACGACCCCGAGCGCCAGCGGAGGAUUAUCUUAGUGAUCGUGUGCGUGGCGCUGCUCUUAGACAAUAUGCUGUACAUGGUGAUCGUGCCGAUUAUCCCAGAUUAUCUGGCCGACCUGGAGAGCGAAAAUGAAGCAAAGACACACAGUAACACCUCCUCUCUCAGCACCAAGGAGAACCUGGAUGUAAAGAUAGGAGUUCUAUUCGCCUCCAAAGCCAUUGUCCAGCUUCUUGUGAACCCUUUAUCAGGGACAUUUAUUGACCGGGUGGGUUAUGACAUCCCACUCCUGAUUGGGCUAACGGUCAUGUUCUUAUCCACCAGUGUGUUUGCAUUUGCUGAAAACUAUGUCACAUUGUUUAUGGCACGCAGCCUACAGGGUCUUGGUUCAGCGUUCGCAGACACAUCAGGCAUCGCCAUGAUCGCUGACAAGUACACAGAGGAGGCAGAACGCAGUCGUGCACUCGGUAUUGCCCUGGCAUUCAUAUCAUUUGGCAGCCUCGUGGCACCACCGUUUGGUGGAGUGCUGUAUGAGUUCGCCGGCAAGCGUGUACCAUUCAUCGUGUUGGCAUGCGUGUGUCUAGCUGAUGGUUUGAUGCUGCUCACUGUGAUCAAGCCCUUCUCAGAUCGGUCACGUGAGAACAUGCCCAUCGGCACUCCCAUCCACAGGCUCAUGAUGGACCCGUACAUUGCAGUGGUGGCAGGUGCACUUACGGUGUGCAAUGUGCCGCUGGCCUUCCUCGAACCCACGGUGUCCAACUGGAUGGAGACCACGAUGCACGCCAGUAAAUGGGAGAUGGGCAUGACAUGGCUGCCUUCCUUCUUCCCGCAUGUUCUGGGCGUGUAUAUGACGGUCAAACUGGCAGCCAAGUACCCACACCUGCAGUGGUUCUACGGUGCUCUGGGCAUGGUGAUCAUCGGUGCUAGCUCAUGCACCGUGCCUGCUUGCAAGAACUUCGGACAGCUCAUGAUGCCGCUGUGCGGUAUCUGCUUUGGGAUCGCGCUCGUCGACACGGCACUGUUGCCCACGCUGGCCUUCCUCGUUGAUGUCCGUUACGUGUCUGUUUAUGGCAGCGUAUAUGCCAUAGCAGACAUCUCAUACUCUGUGGCCUAUGCCAUGGGGCCCAUUGUGGCCGGGCAGAUCGUCCAUAACCUGGGGUUUGUCCAGCUCAAUUUGGGCAUGGGCCUCGUCAACAUGCUCUAUGCUCCCGCUCUGCUUGUGCUGCGCCACGUCUGCCAGAUGAAGCCGUCCUUCUCUGAGCGGAACGUGCUGCUGGAGGAGGGUCCCACAGGACUCUAUGACACCAUCAAGAUGGAGGAACGCAACUUAAAAAGGAAAGGACUGAGCACCACCACAAACAUCAACACUACAACCAGUGCUCUGCCCAUUGAGGACGGAUUCGGAUCGAGAUCGUUCUCAGAGGAGGAGUCGUCUGGACCAGAGUACACUUAACAUCAUACACUUACAUUCUCUAUAAAGGUUAGAGAAGGAGUAAGAGAAGGUUCUUUACACAUUAAUACAUUCUAAUACAUAUUAAAUGAUGUAAGUUCCUGAAACAAAUUUACUUUGUUUCUCAUAUAAUUAUAAUGAUUUUUUCUUGGAGGUUUUUAACACAGACGUGUCACAGUUGAUACAAGCUGAAACACCCUUAAAGGAUUUUCACGUUUGGUUUCCUAAGUAACAUUUUAUGUCUUUAUCCAUGUAGUAUCGGUGCCAUAAAGAACCUAAGAGAAAACAGGUACUUUGGGAAUGCUGCAUAGUUAUUAGUUGACUUAAAGGACACUAUUUUUUUAGAGAGGUUUCAACACAGAAACCUUCACAGAGAAAAACUGGCAAACAUUUGACUUUUUUUAGUAGUCUUUUAUAGUGCCAAUUAUAUAUAUACAUAUUAGUGAACCAAAAUCUAUACUUGGAUGUCAUUUCUAGCACUUUUAAUGUUUACAAUUAUAGUAAUAUUUAAUUUCAAAUUUAAAUUUCUCCUAAUGUCGACAUGUUACUGGUGUUCUGUGACACUGCAGAUUCAACACAGUGCUUUAUUAACGCCGUGUUAAUGAGGAUUUAAAGCAUUUCAGCCUCACACAGGAGUUUAGAUCCACACUGCUGCUCAUACUGUGAAGUUUUCAUGAAAAAGUGAACUGUAUUAAACCAUUACAUCAGACAAAACGCAUUAACGUCACCGAGCUGCUUCUCUUACAUGUAUAGAACGGAUAUGUACAGAAAAGAUCACGACAUAUUUCACAUCUAUUUCCAUACGAACAAAAACGGUAGCUUAUUUUGAUGUAAAGAAAAUUGUGAUUUUAUUUGUUGUACAAAAUAUAUUUCAGCUUUAACAAAAUCUCCAGCUAUUUAAUUAAGAAUAUCUUUUAAAUACUGAACUACAAUAUGACGUGUACAUAUCUGUAAAUCAGUGUAAAUUGGUGGUGUGUGAAUAU
Molecule: messenger RNA, 2725 nt
Organism: Tachysurus vachellii
Lineage: Eukaryota; Metazoa; Chordata; Actinopteri; Siluriformes; Bagridae
Product: probable vesicular acetylcholine transporter-B
Exons: 1
Coding region: 210-1745 (511 amino acids)
Biological process (GO): xenobiotic transport; chemical synaptic transmission; transmembrane transport
Cellular component (GO): AP-2 adaptor complex; AP-1 adaptor complex; terminal bouton
Molecular function (GO): xenobiotic transmembrane transporter activity; acetylcholine transmembrane transporter activity
Source: RefSeq, a predicted model, not a curated record